GCCCAAUCCCGGCCCGGGGACGGCGCACCCCGCCGCUCUGCCGCCAGCCCUGCCGGUUCGCACCCCGCGCCGUGCCCGCAGGACACUGCGAUCUGAUCUUGUGCUGCGGGCAGUCUUGGCACAGGCAGAACAGCAUCCAGACCCACUGUACGUUGGGGCUUCUACCAGUGAGAGAAUUGUGGUUGUUGCUUCAGAGGUGGCUCUGCUAAUUUUGGACAAGUGGCUCACUGACCCUGAUGUUUUCAGGCUGGGACUCGUAAGUUGGUGUAGCCAGGCUCAGGAUGACACAGUGCUUUGGGGGGACCUGUGCCCUGUGCUGACUCACUUCGCUGUAGAGGACACGCCAAGAAAUGCCAGGAGGUGACUUCUCCCCAUUCUAGCUCUGGAUGUGCACUGCAUCGCUUUGGGGACAAAACUACGACUGGAUGACGGCUGAGGAUGUGCUAUGGAGCCAGGGUUCAACUGCUCUGAGCUCUGUGAUGGCAGCUCCAGUUUUGGCAGCCAGGAGCAGCAGCAGCGAGCACUGCAGGAGCUCUGCACUGUCACAUUGACAUCUUCUGACCACAGUGGGAAGAGCUCCCCGUCCUUCUCCACGGCUCUCCUGGGAGUUGUGUGGACAUUGCUGACUGGAGGAGUCCUGCUAGCACUCUUCUUUCUUGUCUUCACGAUUCGCUUCAGGAAAAAUAGGAGCAGAGCCUGCCAUCCGGAGACUUGGUGGGAAAGCUUAUUCAGCUUUUUAGUAUCCGAUAAGACCUACCAGAAGACUGCAGACACAUCCCCACCUAUCUUUAUGGCAUCCCUGGAUGGGAGGGAGGCUGCGGGGCAUCCCUGCAAGCCCCAUGGCUGCCCCUUUAGCUCCCUUGCUCUGCCCCGCUGGCAGGUGCGGCUCUGCCUGCUGUGUGUGGGGACCUCCCUGGUAUUUGGCCCUGUCCUAGGGAAAAGCUGGCGGCUCUACAAGGUCUUCACCCAGCGGGUGCCGGACAAGCGAGUGAUUAUCAAAGACCUCCAGUUGCUGGCGAUGGUGGCAGCGUUGGUGCUGGCAGAUGCUGUAUUGCUCUUGACAUGGGUGUUCUCUGAUCCAGUCCAGUGUUUCCGAAGCCUCAGUGUCUCACUGCGGGUGACAGAGAAAGGCAUGACCUGCUCAGUGAGCCGGGUGCAGUCCUGCGCAUCUCUUUAUUCUGAUCUUUGGCUUGUUCUCAUUUUAGGGUUUAAGAGUAUCCUCCUACUGUAUGGGACCUACUUGGCUGGUCUGACCGAUAAUGUCAGCUCCCCACCAGUCAACCAGUCGUUGACGCUCAUCGUUGGGGUCAACCUUGUUUUCCUGGCUGCUGGCACUGUCUGCUUAGUCCACCGCUUCUUUCGCACUUGGGACAACUUGCUGUUUGGUUUUACCUCUGGAGGCAUCUUCGUGUGUACAACGAUGAUCAACUGCUUCAUCUUUGUCCCACAGCUCAAGCAGUGGAAAGCCUUUGAAGAAGAAAGCCAAACUAUGAGCCACAUGGCAAAAUAUUUCACCAGCCCAAGCAGGAGCUGCCGCUCAGUGUACAGUGAGGAACAGCUCUACCAGCUGAUAGGGGAGAAAAAUGCCAUGAAGCGGCUGCUCACUGAGAAAAAUGCCAUGAUUGAAAGCCUGCAGGAGCAAGUGAGCUGCGCCAAGGAGAAGCUGAUGAGGCUGAUGUCUGCGGAGAGCAGCUGCGACCCCCUGCCACUGACAGCAAUUCCCUGCAGCCAGAGCUCAGGGUGGCAUGGGGAUGCACCAGAGGACCGCUGCCCCACAAAUCCAGAGCAGGGUGGGUGGCAGCCUCCUCCACACUUGCUGGGUAUGCCACCUCCUUGCAGUGAUGCUCAAGACUUGCAGAAACAUGCAACCCAUCAGCCUGCUUGCUCUCAGGCACUGCUUUUUGACAUAGGGAACAGCCUUGAACAUAGCCCAAAAGAUGAGCAUGGGACACCUGUGGGGCAGGAGCAGCCUCCAGAGCAGCUACCAGGCCAGGAUGCCUCAGCUGGCAUGGCCUGGGAGUCAUCUCCCAAAAUCAGCUACGUCAGCAGUGAGAAGCUGCGGGAAAUCUUGGAAGAACUGAGCCUGGAUGGCAAACUCUACAGCCCAGCCUUACGUGAGAGGAGCCCACGCAGCCAGGGCCCUCAAGGAGAGCAGAGAGGAACGUGGAGGGGCCAGGAGGGCUACCCAUACAUCCACAUGCCUCUCAGUCCCUACCUGGCGAGGCGGCGACGAAGGAUCCCACUGCCUCCUGCCUCCACCCGCUUCCCUGGGCAUGUAUCUCCUCACACCGGCUGUGGGGUGAAGGAAGCGAGUGGCUGGGGCUGUGAGGAGUCAGCACGUUUCUCCUUGGGGAGGGAAGGGGAAGUGGCUGGUGGAGGACUCCUUCACUCACCAGCAUUGUCCCCUCCAGUCAUCCCUGGGGAGGUCUGCCUCCAGCCAGAGGGUUGGUCAGAGUGGCCAGAGUCCCAGGGUGCUUCCCCGUGCCUCCCGCAGGAGCAGCAGCGACGGCAGGGUGCUCCAAGGGGACCCGCUGAACCCUCCCUGCGCUCACUGUAUUAUUACCCGGACUCUGACUCCAGCAGCAGCACCAGCUCUGAGGAGAUGUUCCAUGGCUGCCACCGGCCCUGCUGUGAAGUCUGCUUCCAGAGCCCACGUGGCUCCCUGGCCAGCAGUAGCACGGACACGGACACAGAGCCCAGCGAGUGCAUGGGCCAUCGGACAGAGCACCACAAUGGGCUCCAGCCUGUGGUGAAUUUUAAAGAAGAUCUGAAACCCACCUUUGUGUGACUGCAGGCACACCCUGCCCCAAAGGUUCUGAGGACAAUCACCACCAUUAACUCCUGGCUGCAAAUUAAAGAUGCUCAGUUCAUAGGUAAGGUAUACAACAACCAUGCAAGUUCAGUUCUGUGGCUGAUGUAUGUACAAUGACCAUUGCUGGCUCUAUUCAAUCAUUUUGCUAUAUGUUGUGCACUGCAGAACAAUCGUUACUCUCUGCAGACAUAAGUGUAUUAUACUCCCCAUAGUUUGCCUUGUGAAUAUUGAGAAUGCUCCUAAUCCACCAAGCGCUGUUGUUCCUUUUCCUCCUUAGGGAGCUGGCCGUCCUGGGCAGACCCAUAUCCAUGCAAUUAUUUUCAGCCAGGGUAAAAGCAGCUGCAACAGCAAGAGCUGGAUGAGCAUUUCAUUGCAGCUAAAGAUGGCAAUUUUGGUCUGCAGGGAGCCCUUGCAGCAAGCACAGCAUCCCAGGCAGGCUCCACAAGGCAUUAUGCUGCUUUCUUUGCUUCUUUGACAAUGCAGAUGUCUAUUCCCAAUGGCCCUUUCUCCUUCUGCUGGCACCUCACACUGCAUGCAAUGCUUUCUUUCUGAAAAUUAUUUCAAUAGGAACUAGUGAAUCCUCUUCCUGUAUUUAUAAGAAGGCAGAGGUAUCCUCAUCACCCUAGUGCAACAUUCCACAGCUGCCUGAAGGAGGAAGUGGAGAAAAAUUUCUUCUGUUGGCUAUUGUAGGUCACUGUGACAGCUUGGAAACAGCCUGAGUCGUCUACCCUGCCCAAGACCCAGCCAAAGACUAGUUCUGCUCCCCUGUCUCAAGUUAAAGCUUGCUAGCUCUGCAAGAUUUUCAUGAAUGGACUGAAGGCCUCAGGGAUCAGGCUGGCUUUAACUCUCUUUAUUUAGAAAGUCUCCUCAACAGCCAGUUUGGAAAUAAAUUGGGAAGGCAGGGACAUAGAGAACAUGGGACAUUUAUGGGCCUUUACACCAAUAGUGCAGAACAGAGAGCCCCAGUAAACUCUGGGGGAGGGGGUCACUUUAAUUUCCUGCUGUAAGAAUGACCCAUUUGCUCCUUGGUAUUCCCUUUUCAGAAACAGACAGACCUGCUGACAGCAGGGGAAAAUACAAAUAAUAAGCAAAUGGGUAUCAAUCUUGAGCUGCUUGACAGAACCUAAUGUGAUGGUACACACAGAGGAGCCCAAUAAUUUUCUAGAUUUGAACCUUUUCACGAGUCUAAGGAAACAGGCAUAGUUUUUGCUUUCCAGAAAACAAGUGCCUGGAAGGAAAGCUGGGGAGGGGCUCUUUAUCAAGGAGUGCAGGGGUAGCACGAGGAGUAAUGGUUUUAAGCUGAAAGAGGGGAGAAUGAGAUUAGAUAUUAGGAAGAAACGUUUUCCUGUGUGGGUGGUGAGGCCCUGGCACAGGCUGCCCAGAGAAGUCGUGGACACCCCAUUCCUGGAGGUGUUCAAGGCCAGAUUGGAUGAGGCUCUGAGCAACUUGAUCCAGUGGGAGGUGUCCCUGCCCAUGGAAUGGAAGGUUGGAACUGAGUGAUCUUUAAGGUGCCUUCUGACCCAAACCAUUCUAACCAUUCUACAAUUCUAUGAAGACUUGUCAAAGGCUCAUCAGACCAACAGAGCUUCCCUGGCUCUGUACAUGGUAGUUUUCUGGAGUUAUUUAUGAAGAACGUGUGGUCAGACAAAUGCUGGAGCAAGGGAAACUGCCCAACUGAACAAGAUGUUCUCCUGGCACAGUGAGAAACCUGAUGCCUCUUUCAAGAGCCAGUGGAUAAGAUCAACUUUAAACCUAUGCAGAACUUCAGUGAGGACUUCCUCAGAAGGAGACAUUUAUCUGCUUAGAGAGUCACUGAUGUUUCUGUGUGUUGCAGUGUUGCCAUGAACCUGUAUUUGGUGUCUUCACUUGUUCUGCUAUGGUGCAAAACUGGGAAACAGAAGUUCUCUGUAGCUCCUGUUACAUUAAAACAUUGGGAUCACUUGGCUCUAUUGGUUUUGGCAAACUUACUUGGAGUCUUGCAAGGCCUAGGUGCACCCACACACAUCCAGAUCAGCAAAACAUCAGCUGUUCUCUGAAGCAAUUGUUGGUGAUGACAUAUUUUGUGACAGGAAAUCAUUGCAAAAUGCUGGGUUCUCAAGAUUAAAAACUUCUGUCCUGCUCAGAAAAACAAAUGCAACUGGUAUGUUCUAAACAUGGAUUCCUUCAGAUUUUGUUCUGGGACAAAAAUCAAAACCACUUUUCAGGAUUUAUUGUCUAAUCAUUAACACCUGGGCAGUUGGUAAAUUUGUUACUGUUUCAAUCUCUGAUUUUCUGCUGGAAAAAAAAAAGAGGAAAGUUAAAGUUCAACCAUAACCAUUGAGUCUGCACAUGCCAAUCAAACAACAGACAAGCCAUUACAACAUCUCACUGAAUUAUUCCACGGAUAAUUCCCUUGGCAAUAUAAAGGAAUUAGAUGCAAGACUGAUAGAUCCAUUAAUAAAAUUUUGAUUCACCAGCAUAACAAUGCUCAAACCAGCCUUGAAUGAUUGCAUCCUUAUCAGGCUAGAGGAGGUAGCUCUCUCAGAACAACCCCCCAUAAGAGCUGCAAGGUAAGUGAACAGAAAAUCUUCCCACUGAUCACCCGUGAAGGAAGCAAUGGAGAAAGGAAAAACAGGAGUUCCCUGUGCAGGAACUUGUCUACUGCUGCAUGUUGGAGCAGACCUAUUCAGCAUUUGGUUUAAGUGACUGGAUGUGAAGUUUAUGGUAAUAUGUUCAUGUGAUAUGUAAACAGAAAAUGAAAACCUCUAAAAAAAAAAAAAACCUCAAAAGCACCUUUCCUCCUCUUCCACUGAGUUCCUUAAAGCUUUGUUCUACCCAGAAAGAGUUCUGAUUUUCCAAUUCACUGCCACCUUAUGGUAUUUCAGAGAGACAACACUUCAGUAAUUUCUAUGGGAUGCUUCAUAUUUUCAGGCAGCCUCUCUGGGAACUUGAUACUGCAGAAACACAGCAGCUGAAAAACUGCCCCUUGCAUCCAGAUUUGGAACAAUAUUAACGCUGGAUUAUAUUUGCUUGUGAAAACUGAUGAUUAAAACGUCUAUUCUAUCUAUAUUUGCAGAUCCUAAAGGGAGGUCACUUCAUCAGCCAAGGCGCCAAAAAUAAAUAAGAAGUUUGCAAUUUUGUCGAAAGAUACUCUUUCAGUCUGAAAAAUAACUACCUCACUCAUGAUUCUCCCAAAUGAUUUUCUCAGUCCAUUUUUGAAAUUGAGGAUGAAAGCUUAACAAAUGCCCUUGUCAUGUGUUUAGCGCUUGUCAGAGAGUAGUCUUAGCUAAAGAAAGAUCUAUGAAAAGAUUAAGAAAUUGGAAAUGCUUUAUAGUUUUCCAUCCCUUCUACUAAAUAACAAUCCUCCUCUAAGCACACCUGUGUGGUUUCCUGGUAGAGGAGAAGACACUGGGACGUGAAUGGACAGGCUUUGGAGAGUAGAUUGGUUAAUUAUUACUUGGAAAUGUGGGCAGGAUUGCCUAAUAGGAAAUAGAACAGCUGGGAUUUUUGUAGUGUGCAUUCCUCAAGUGGAUGGGUAGGCUGGGUAUUCAGAAAAUCGAGAUUAGCGGUAACUGAGAGUUUUAGGUUAGAUAGGGAUUGUUUUUAGGGCGAUUGUAGGCAAAGGUUGUAGCAUAUGCAGGAGGACAAGCACAAAGCUGUUCUCUUGAGGUAGCUUUGUUCUUUCUAAGUGAACAAAAUUGAUUUCCCAUUUGUAUUAUCAGGUUGGUGACACAUUAUAAAGCUUUAAGGGACAUGUUUCAAACAGACACUGUCAGUAUAAAUGAUGCAUUGGUCUGAUUUUUAUUUACUACUAUUCAAAGCGACAACAACUGCUAAAAGCAAAGAGCUCACCCUCCCCCAUCUGCUGUUUUUCAGACUGACAACUCUUCCAAGUGACAAAGCUCAGUUGUCUCACAAUAGUUUCAAGCUGGAAUGUCUGGUGGUGCAUUUCAGGUGGAGGAGAAGAUACGUGACUGCCUAGUUGCAUCUUCAUUUUGUCUUUUUUAUGCAAGAACACUCUUUAGAGGACUAACCAAUCCUGUAGCCCUAACUAUUGACAACUAGUUGAGGCUGGGGUCAACAGCUAUACCAAAACAGGAGAGAAGAAGUAAUUUUUGUGAUUGGCGGCUUAUUGAGACUGUGUCUCAGCAACAUUUGAGCCAGUGGUGUCUCAGAGGGGAGCUGGAAUGAUGAGCACGGUGGGGUGGUUAGGGGUGGCUGCAAUACCGCUUUGGUACUGUCAUUUCAGACUGUCUCUUUUACUCUUUGUUAGGGCACACCACCCUUAACUGUCAGGUUUCUAGCUGUACAGAGCUGCACAGGUAGCUCAUGAUGAAUCAAACUUAAACAAUCCCACAUCCUUUGUAGUAAGUGAAACCACUCAUCAUUUAUCAGGCAGAGGAAGAAAGAUUUCCAGCAAACCGAGCACCCUGGGGCGAGCAAAGUGCUGAACAGGACCAUUUUGAGAGACUAGAUUUGUUUUCUGCUUUAGAAAACAGCUCUUGUAAAGGAUAAAUUUUAGCUGCCUUUGGCCAGGUCUUUGUUUGCUCACAUAGAAUGUCUUUCAGAAUGAGACUGAAAAAAAAAAAAAAGGAGAUCUGGCAAUAUUUUGAUGCUUUGAAAAGAAAGCAGCAGCUCUUAGUUAGACGCUAAUACUGGCAAAAAAAAAAAAAGUGUUUCUGCUAGUCUAAGUUAUUUUGUUUGUGUUACAAAAUAUUCUGGCAAGAACACUUUUUUUUUUAAUGGCAUAAGCAAGUGGUGCUCAGUUUUGCUGAGAUCUGACGAGUAAUUUUACUGAGGUCACAGCACGGAGCAGUGCUGGUGCUCCCUCACCAGGGCUGGGAACUGAUGCCCCUGGGGAUGCUCCAGAGCUCUGAAGAAGUACAGACUCUUCCAGAACAGUGCCUGGGACUCUGGCCAGGGCCAAGCAAAAUCCAGCCGUGGUAGCAUUGAGAUGUGGAAAUAAGGGCCAGUUUAGUGGCUCUGAUACAAAUUGUGUUUCUUAUAAAGAGGUCCUGCGGAUAACACCUGAAUUUGGAGAUCUUUAUAAGAGUCUUGAUGUUCUUUUCCUGUUGCUUGGCUCAGUUUCUGCCAAACAGCUUUACCAUCACUUCACGUGCCAUCUCUGUGACUUCCAGCACAUCGUUGUCAUAUUUUUUAACAAGUCACCUCACCACUGUGCUACCUUUUUCCCCCAGCAGCUGAGUCUUCCCAACCACUACACCAAAGGCCUACAAACAGAAUCACAGAAUGGUUGGGGUUGGAGGGGGCCUCUGGAGAUCAUCUAGUCCAACGCCCCUGCUAAAGCAGGUUCAUCUACAGCAGGUUGCAACUGAUCUGGUGAAGGGUCUGGAGCACAAGUCUUAUGAUGAGUGGCUGAGGGAACUGGAAUUGUUUAGUCUGGAGAAGAGGAGGCUAACUGGAGACCUUUUUGCUGAACAUGAGCCAGCUGUGUGCCCAGGUAGCUAAGGCAAACAGCAUCCUAGCUUGUAUCAGAAAUAGUGUAGCCAGCAAGACUACAUCAUCGCCCUGUUCUUGGCGCUGGUGAGGUCACACCUAGAAUCCUGUGUGUAGUUUUGGGCCCAUCACUAGAAGCAGGACGUUGAGGUGCUGCAGUGUGUCCAAAGAAGAGCAAUGAAGCUGGUGAAGGAUCUGGAGCAGAAGUCUUAUGAGGAGCAGCUGAGGGAACUCAGGUUGUUUAGCCUAGAGAAAAAGAGGCUGAGAGGAGACCUUAUCACUCUCUACCACUGCCUAAAAAGAGGCUGUAACUGGGUGGGUGCUGGUUUCUUCUCCCAAGUAACAGUUGAUAGGACAAGAGGAAAUGGCCUCAAGUUGUGCCAGGGGAGGUUUAGAUUGGAUAUUAGGAAAAAAUUAUUUACUGAAAGAGUGGUGAAGCAUUGGAACAGGCUGCCCAGGGGAGUGAUGGAGUCUUCACCCCUAGAGGUGUUCAAAAGAGACAUAGACAUGGCACUUCGUGACACGGUUUAGGGGGAACGGUGGUGUUGGUCUGACGGUUGGACUGGAUGAUCUUAGAGUUCUUUUCCAACCUAAAUGAUUCUAUGACUUCCAUGAUCAUCUAGUCCACCCCCCAUAGGUGGACAGGGUGGCAGGUUCACCUAGAGCAAGCUACACAGGAAGAAGUCCAGGUGGGUUUUGAAUAUCUGCAGAAACCACACAGCCUCCUGAGGUAGCUUCUUCCAGUGCUCUGUUGUCUUCACAGUCAAGAAUUUUUUCCUUAUGAUCAGGUGGAGCUCCCUGCAUUUCAGUUUGUGCCCGUUGCCUCUUGAACACUGUAUGCACCAGCAACAGCCAGUUCAACGUCUUUGCCUUUCCCAACUUGAUGAGACACUCGGGGCAGGCCCACAGGAACUGAGUCCCUGCUGGUUUUAGGCACAAAUCCUGUGUCAUGGUAUUAGCCCUUGUCUGGAUAAAUUUCAGUAGUUAAAACUGAGCAGUUGGGCUCCCAAAUUCAACCCUCUCAAAGGAAAGGGGAAAGGGAAAUGAGAGGAAAAAGACUUGCAGGUUGGAAACUAAACUACAGCUUUAAUUAAAUUAUAAGAACAAUAAUGAUGAAAGUAAUUACAAAGUGAUAAAAUAUAUACAAAUACAUGAGUUUGCACCCCCACCCCUCAAUGACUCUACGUUGCCACAGAUGCUGCAGAGCAAACAUAAGGGAAUUGGUAGCGGACUGAGCUCUGGAAGUGAAUUCAGGAACACAGAGAUCUGGGAUCAGGAGCAACCAGACAGAUCAGGUCCUCACUGGACGUCAGCCAUCGCAGAAGAGGGUGAGACCCUUGUGAUCUCUCAGUUUUAUACAUAGUAUGACGUAUAUGGAAUGGAAUGCUCUGUUUGUUGAUUUAGGGUCACCUGCUCUAUUCGCCCCUCACAGGUGGGAUCCCCUUCUGCCAGCUCGAGAACGGCCUUGGUUAAGCAUUUGCAUUGUCCUUCAUACAUACCAAUGCCAUGUGUUAUCGCUUUGGGAGAAGAACAUUCAAAAACAUGCAGUUAGCUUUCAUAGAACAAAGUUACUUAGAAUGCCUGAGAUGGGAGUCAGAACCUGACACCGAAAAUGCUGGCAAAUAAACUCUUUAAGACUUGUUCUGGAGUUUUAGAAAGCGAGCAUCCUUUAUCAGUGCUGGGCAACAUGAGGAAUGAUCUCUGUCAAUCGUGUGCAGCCAGACAGGAGCUGGGACAGAGCAGAUUUCCCUAUUACAUGCGGGUGGAUAAAUUUUCCCAGAAAAAUUAUGCAUAUUCUAUUACUUUCCAAGGUCUAAUUUUAAUGUUAUCAUACACUUCACAACAGCCAAAUCUCUUGCUAAUUUGGAGCUUUGGAGCCAGCUCUGCCUGACCUUGCAUUUGAGCCAGGGAAAGGCUGCAAACAGAGGGGAUUGCAGAGGAAGAGACACCUGUUCAGCACAGACCACACUGAGCACAAUGCAUUGUCAUCUGCAGAGAAUGAGCAGUGUCUGGGAAAACACUGUUUGAAAGAAAACACUGGAAGAAAACAUGCUAUCAGAGGGACAUUGUCUAACUUUCAAAAAAUACAAUUGCUUCAAUGCUGGAGAGGGACUGUUUACAAAGACUUGUAGGGACAGGAUUAGGGGUAAUGGGUAUGGACUGGAGAGGGGCAGAUUCAGACUAGAUAUUAGGAAGAAUUUCUUCACAAUGAGAAUGGUGAGGCACUGGCACAGGUUGCCCAGGGAACUCGUGGCUGCCCCAUCCCUGGAGGUAUUCAAGGCCAGGUUGGAUGGGACCUGAGCAGCCUGAUCUAGUGGGAAGUGUCUCUGCCAAUGGCAGGGAGGUUGGAACUGGAUGGUCUUUGAGGUCCCUUCCAACCCAAACUAUUCUAUGAUUUUAUGAAACUUAACUCUGCUUUAGCUUAAAUUAAAAAUAUUCCACUUUUUGUAAUAAUCAUUUCUUGUCUCAAACUGACUCUAAUUUAGCUCAAACCACAACACCAUGUGGUUCAGUGUCCAUUCCUGGAGGGAUAUAAAAGGCGGGUUGAUGAAGUGCUUAUGGAUCUGGUUUAAUAGCAGACAGGUACAGUUGGGCUUGAUGAUCUCCAAAGUCUUUUCCAACCUAGUGAGUCUAUUUUGGGGGCAUUCAAUGCGGAGAAGGACUUGGGGGUGCUCUUUGAUGAGAAGCUUGACAUGUAUGUGCUCACAGCCCAGAAGGGUAACUGUGUCCUGGGCUGCAUCAAAAGAAGUGUGGCCGGAAGGGUGAGGGAGGUGAUUCUGCCCCUCUAUUCCUCUCUUGUGAGACCUCAUCUGGAAUACUGUGUCCAGUUCUGGAAUCCUCAACAUAAGAAGGAUAUGGGGCUGUUGAAGCAGGUCCAGAGAGGAGGGCUACAAAGAUGAUCAGAGGGUUGGAGCAUCCCCCAUAUAAGGACAGACUGAGAGAGUUAGGCUUGUUCAGCCUGGAGAAGGCUCGAGGAAAACCUUAUAGCGACCUUCCAGUACCUGAAAGGGGCUACAAGAAAGCUGAGAGGGACUGUUCACAAAGGCUUGUAGUGACAGGAUGAAGGGCAAUGGGUAUAAACUGGAGAGGAGCAGACUUAGACUGGACAUAAGGAGCAACUUCUUCAUGAUGAGGGUGGUGAGCCACUGGCACAGGUUGCCCACGGAAGCUGUGGAUGCCCUGUAACUGGAAAUGUUCAAGGCCAGGCUGGAUGAGGCCUUGGACAACCGGAUCGGCUGGGAGACAUCCCUGCCAGUGGCAGCAGGGUUGGAACUAGAUGAUCUUUAAGGUCCCUCCCAACCCGACCCAUCCACUGACUCCCUGUCUGGGGGCGGUGCCAGGUCCCCCGGGGGCGGGGGAGGCGCCGCGCGCCCGAUGAGGUCACAAGGGCGAUCGGCCCCGCCCCGGUGGGGGGAGCGGGCGGUGCCGCGCUCAGCGAUUGGCCCGCGGCACAGAGCUGGCGCGCGGGCUCCGGGCCGCCUCACGGCCGCCAGCCAAUCGCGGCCCUCCUCCCCUCCCCUCGCCCAGCGACAGCCAAUCGCGGCCCGAAGCUGGCCUCCCAUUGGCUCCGGCGCUUCCGCUCUCUUCGGGUUGGCUCGACGAUAGCCGGAAGAGAGGAGGCUCCUUCCCAUUGGCUCCCCCAUCGCGCUGCUAGGGCGGUGGCGGCGCCUUCCCAUUGGCCCCCAGUGGGGGGGGCUUCGGGAAGACUCGGCCGCGCCCCCCAUUGGCUGCUACCGCUUACGGGCGUUUCCGUAAUGCCUCCGCGAUUGGUCCCGAGGACGCUCGGGUGUUUCCGUACAGCCUCGGGGCUGUGACGGGCGGGGGAGCGGGUGCGCCGCUCGCGCCGGCAGGGUAUUCACAGAGAGCGGUUAAGGCCGUUGCGCAGCGUAGGGCGGCGGCGCGCAUAGGCGACUGCGCGGCUUUGGCGCACGCAGAGCGCGCAGCGGCAGGAGCCCCGGCACGCAGCGGAGGCAGCAGCAGGGACAAAGGGACCGCUCGGCAGGAACGGGGAGGGGGGCCCGGCGGGGACGCAGCAGGCGCCGGGAGAGAGCGGCGAGGAGGCUUCAGCCCGAACGGGCGAGUCCCAUGUGCCUUGGACUCCCCGGGAAGCGGCAGCAGCAACAGCAACGACCGUCGCCGCCAGCGCUCUGAAAGCCGGCUUGAGGAGGAGCCGCCGCCGCCGCCAUGGCCUGUGCCGCCGGCCGCCGCCCGCAGUGCGGCCUCGCCCGCCUGAGCCGCCGCCAGCAGCCCGUGCAGGCGCAAUGAGGAGCCGCGCCGGAGCCACCGCCUCAGCGCCGCGAUAAAAGAACGACGAGAAACCUUGAGGGAGGCCAUCCGGGCCGCUUCACCCCUUUCCUCCUCCCGCUGCGGAUCCCGCCGCCCGCUGCCGGAUCCUCUUGCGCUGGGCCGCGCCGCCGCCUCUUCUCGGCGGAGCCCCCGAGAUCCCUCCGCCGGGGAGGGAAGGGAGGGGGUAAAGAGAGAGAAGGGGGGGGGAAAAAAAAAAGGAAAAGAAAUAGUCCGCCUGCCCGCCGCUUCCCUGAGCGGCGAGGAAGCGGGGAGAGAGAUAAGAGAAAGGAGAGGAAGAAUAAGAAGAGUGGAUUAAAGGAAGGGGAAGAAAAGAGCCAGGCGGGGUCGGAGGGGCCGUACCGAGCGCCUCCGCCCCAUGUGACUGC
Molecule: messenger RNA, 12921 nt
Organism: Cuculus canorus (common cuckoo)
Lineage: Eukaryota; Metazoa; Chordata; Aves; Cuculiformes; Cuculidae
Gene: GPR156
Product: G protein-coupled receptor 156
Exons: 13
Coding region: 446-2788 (780 amino acids)
Biological process (GO): gamma-aminobutyric acid signaling pathway; G protein-coupled receptor signaling pathway
Cellular component (GO): membrane; G protein-coupled receptor heterodimeric complex
Molecular function (GO): G protein-coupled GABA receptor activity
Source: RefSeq, a predicted model, not a curated record